This is a messenger RNA of Fusarium coffeatum, 1137 nucleotides long. RefSeq lists its product as uncharacterized. Gene Ontology annotation, biological process: dehydro-D-arabinono-1,4-lactone biosynthetic process. NCBI's taxonomy places the organism in Eukaryota, Fungi, Ascomycota, Sordariomycetes, Hypocreales, Nectriaceae. The transcript has a single exon. The record is from RefSeq and is a predicted model, not a curated record. Gene Ontology annotation, cellular component: cytosol. The coding region runs from base 1 to 1137 and encodes 378 amino acids. Gene Ontology annotation, molecular function: D-arabinose 1-dehydrogenase [NAD(P)+] activity.
AUGGCUACCCGAAAACCCCUCUCAGAGGUCCUUCCCCCUCUAAUCCUCGGAACCGCAACAUUCAACAUCCAAUACCACCCCGACCCAACACACAUGCCAUACACAGACAUCGUCCGCCAAGCCCUCUCCCAUAACAUCCUCGGCUUCGACACAUCCCCCUACUACGGUCCCUCCGAACUCCUCCUCGGCGACGCCCUGCGCAAACUCACACCUCCACCGCCCAGAGAGGGAUACUUUAUCAUUACAAAAGCCGGGCGCAUCGCAAGCGACCAGUUUGACUAUUCGCCCGCUUGGAUAAACUACAGCGUGUGUCGCAGCUUGGAAAGACUCGGAACACCGUACCUUGAUCUUGUCUACACGCAUGAUGUCGAGUUUGUUUCUCCAGAGGAAGUGCUGGCUGCUGUGCUCGAGCUGCGACGGUUGAGGGAUCUGGGUCUGGUGCGAUAUGUGGGUAUUAGCGGGUAUCCUGUUGAUACGCUUGCUUCUCUCGCAGAAAUGAUCUUGCGCGAGACAGGAGAGCCUUUGGACGCAGUCAUGUCCUACGGCAACUUCUGCAUACAAAACAGUAAACUCGGCAACCAAGCACUACUCGAUCGCUUCAAGGCUGCUGGCGUGGAAUGCCUUCCCAACGCCAGCAUGCUCAACAUGGGCCUUUUGACCACGAGGGGCAUUGAUGCAGGUCCUCAGCGCUCCUGGCACCCCGCGCCCCAAGAACUCCGCGAUCUCUGUCUCCAUCUCUCCACCAUAGCCCAAGAAUCAGGCGAGCACCUCGAAGAAGUAGCCAUCCGUUGGUCCUUGGACAACUGGGCGCGCGUCGGCUCUCAAUUCGGCACAAACGUAGACGGCACCCGGAUAGGCGUUAGCGUAAUGGGCGUUUCCAGCGUUGACGAGCUAGAAGAGACAUGGGCGCUAUGGAACAGUGUCUUGAGUGAUGAUGCGCGCAAAGCCAAGAUUGAAAAGAUUGUACGGGGGAAAAUGUGGCCUGCGCUUGGAGAGUGGAAGGAUUAUGCGUGGGAGAGCGGUGGUCCUGGGUUUGUGAACCAGAGAGCUGUGGAGGAUAUGGGGGUUGUGCCGAGGGAUGAUGUUGCGAGACGAUGGAGGCUUAUACCCGGUGGAUUGGACACGGCCAAGAUUUGA